CAGACUGUGGCUACGACUCGUCGCACCAGCUUCACUCUGUCCGGCAGUGCAUCAUCAACUCCUCCUCCUCUUGUUGGGCUGUGCGAGUCUUCCAUCACCAUACAUGGUUACCAGUGCCAGGAGUUCUAUGUGAAAACGGAAGAUGGGUAUGUGCUUAACAUGCAAAGAAUCCAAGAGGGGCGUUCAGGUGGUGGAGGAGUAUUGGAUAAGAACAAGCAACCAGUCCUACUGCAGCACGGUGUACUCGUGGAUGGGAUUACAUGGGUAGUGAACACUCCAGAACAAGCCUUGCCGUUCAUCUUGGCAGAUAGUGGGUUCGAUGUAUGGAUUGCCAACACACGAGGGACUAGAUUUAGCCGUUCUCAUCUUACUCUCAAUGCAACCCAACCGGAAUACUGGAAUUGGUCUUGGGAUGAGCUUGUGGAGUACGAUCUUCCUGCUACAUUUGAUUUCUUGUCCCGUGAAACAGGCCAGAAGAUCCAUUAUGUGGGCCACUCCAUGGGGACCUUAAUAGCUCUGGCAUCUUUUUCAGAAGGGAAAUUGGUGGACAAGUUGAAAUCCGCUGCUUUGCUUAGCCCUGUUGCCUACCUGAGCCAUAUGACCACUGCUAUUGGGGUACUCGCCGCCAAAGCCUUCGUGGGAGAGAUGACCACGCUGAUGGGUGUUGCAGAAUUCAACCCAAAAGGGGAAGCGGUUGCUAAAUUUCUCCAUUCACUCUGCAAGAAUCCUGGAGUUGACUGUUAUGAUCUGAUGUCCUCAUUCACAGGAAAAAAUUGCUGUCUCAACGUCUCCACGGUUGAUCUGUUCUUGAAGAAUGAGCCUCAGUCCACCUCUACCAAGAAUAUGGUGCAUCUUGCUCAAACGGCAAGGAAAGGGUUGGUGUCAAAGUACGAUUACGGGAGGGAAGAGUUGAACAUGGAGCACUAUGGGCAAAGGAAGCCACCGAUCUAUAACCUCUCCAACAUCCCAAGAGACCUUCCUUUGUUCCUCAGCUACGGUGGACGAGACGCCCUCUCCGACGUUGGAGAUGUAGAGCUGUUGCUGGACAGCCUUAAGUUCCACGAUGGGGAAGACCUCACCACUCUGUUCCUCAAGGAUUAUGCUCACGCAGAUUUCAUAAUGGGUGUCAACGCCAAAGAGAUGGUCUACAAUGCCCUCAUCGCCUUCUUCAGACGCCACUGAUAUCCAUUAAACAAGAAAGAAGAACAAGGAAGAUAACUUAUAUGUAGUCUUGUGUCUUAUGAUGGGAA
Messenger RNA from Telopea speciosissima, 1250 nucleotides. Its product is annotated as triacylglycerol lipase 2-like. The record is from RefSeq and is a predicted model, not a curated record. Bases 160 to 1182 code for a protein of 340 amino acids. NCBI's taxonomy places the organism in Eukaryota, Viridiplantae, Streptophyta, Magnoliopsida, Proteales, Proteaceae. The transcript is spliced from 10 exons.